GCUCGAUUUCCUAGUGUUUCCAUAUCCAUAUAUCCUAUAGUUUUAAUAAACCACUAGUUAGUAGUUACUACGUACUGUCUAGUCUAUCAAAAACUAAGAAAGAAAGAAAAGAUAUAUGUCGUCAGCAGAAGUGGAGUACCGGUGUUUUGUGGGUGGGCUUGCUUGGGCCACAACUGAUCAAUCCCUAGAACAAGCUUUCUCUCAAUAUGGAGAGGUUUUGGAAUCCAAGAUUAUUAAUGACCGGGAGACGGGAAGAUCGAGAGGAUUUGGAUUUGUUACAUUUAAAGAAGAACAAGCAAUGAGAGACGCUAUAGAAUCGAUGAACGGGUCAAGCCUAGACGGGCGUAACAUUACUGUUAAUGAGGCACAAUCACGUGGAAGUGGAGGUGGUGGUGGUGGUAGAGGUGGAUAUGGUGGUGGUGGUGGCGGUGGGGGUGGAUAUGGUAGACGUGAUGGUGGCGGUGGUGGUGGAUAUGGUAGACGUGACGGUGGAGGAUACGGCGGUGGUGGUCGUGAUAGUGGGUAUGGUGGUGGUGGUGGGGGAUAUUCAAGGGGAGGAGGUGCUCCGGAAGGUAAUUGGAGAAAUUGAAAGAGUGUGUGAGGUUUGGUGUGAUUUGGCUAUAUAGAUACAUGGCUUGUUUGAUGAUGUUAGUCGUUAAAGUCUUGUUUUUGACCGUGUGAAACAAUUGUGAUUCAAUUUAGAAUCAUAAGAUUGCUUGUUCUUUAUAAGUUUGUUAAUUAAAAUUAGCUAAAUAUGCUUUUUUCUUAA
Molecule: messenger RNA, 769 nt
Organism: Erigeron canadensis
Lineage: Eukaryota; Viridiplantae; Streptophyta; Magnoliopsida; Asterales; Asteraceae
Product: glycine-rich RNA-binding protein-like
Exons: 2
Coding region: 116-589 (157 amino acids)
Molecular function (GO): RNA binding
Source: RefSeq, a predicted model, not a curated record